This is a messenger RNA of Neolamprologus brichardi, 488 nucleotides long. The record is from RefSeq and is a predicted model, not a curated record. Lineage: Eukaryota; Metazoa; Chordata; Actinopteri; Cichliformes; Cichlidae.
AGGCCGCUUAGGAAAACCAUGUGCUAACAUUUAUGAUUCAGUACCCACUGAGAGGAAGCCACGAUGCCAUGAGCUACUGCCUGGACAUAAACUCCCCGUUGGUCAGGGCUGAGUCGGACUGUUUCCGGCUCCUGGAUGGAGUUUUUAGCUGCUUCACAAGGCCGGCCAUUUUUAGAUGGGCCACCACACAGGAUAAAACCAUCGAAGAGCAGCUUUCAAUGGGGAUUCGGUACUUUGACCUUCGUGUUGCACACAAACCAAACGACCCGUCCAGCGACUUGUACUUCACACACGUCAUAUACACUCAUGUGACCGUACUGGAAACACUCGAGUCUGUUGCUGCUUGGCUCGAGGCUCACCCGAAGGAGAUCGUUAUCCUCGCUUGCAGCCAUUUUGAAGGAAUGGAUGACAAAUGCCACGAAUCAUUCAUUUGGUCCCUGAAGAGACUGUUUGGCUCUAAGCUGUGUCCCCAGAAGUCUUUUCUUUAA